UAUGUGCCAAAAUAAGUGCUUCUCUCUCUCUGAGUCUGUUGUUCUGCAUGGGGGAUGACUGGCCAUGAAGAGGAGAGACAGUAACAAGAGGGUUGGGGAUAGGCUCUUCCUAGCCCUUCUGAGGGCCAUAUCCAGCCCCAGGAGAUGGGGUAGGAGCAGUGGGUGCUCCAGCUGUCAGCAUCACCAUCCUUGUGAGGAUGGAGCAGCAGCCUGAGCGGUGGCGGGACAGUGCCAUGACCCGCUGUCCCCCUUGCAGAAUUCAAGGUGCUGGUGUCUUGCCCUGCCUGGAGCCUGAGGUCCCGCGUGCCCAUCCGCCUCCCGACGUCACCAAUGCGACCAUGGGAACUGGCAGUGAAUAGGCGGCCGCCCUCUGCCCCUUUUGCCCAGCGCCGUUUCUCGGGGGGACCCUGCAGCAGCCCCGACCACCUCCGGCGAAGCCCCUCUGCCAGGCGUCAGUGGGGACGACGCGACCGACCUCUGGCAACCCUGCUGGGCCAGGAUGAGCCCCAGGUGCACCCUGCCUUCCCCCAGCAGCCGCACAUCCCUGUAGAUGAGCCCCGCGCCUACGCUCUUGCCAGCACGCCGCCACGAAUGCUUCACCCAGCCGCUCACCCGCCCCACCAGAACCCAUUCAUGGUGGAUCUGCAUGACCAGGUGCACCAGGGACCUGUCCCUCUCUCCUACACGGUUACCACCGUAACGACGCAAGGCUUCCCCAUCCACGCUGGCCAGCACAUCCCUGGGUGCAGCACCCAGCAGCUCCCAGCAUGCUCAGUGAUGUUCAGUGGACAGCACUACCCGCUCUGCUGCCUCCCACCCCCGCUGAUUCAGGCAUGUGCCAUGCAACAACUUCCCGUCUCCUACCAGACAUUCCCCCCCAUCAUCUCCAGCGACCAUUACAUCCUGCACCCACCCCCGCCGCCAGUGCCCCCCCACCAGCCGCCCCACAUGGCCCCCCUGGGGCAGUUCGUACCUCUCCAAGCCCAGCAUCCACGUAUGCCUCUGCAGAGGAUAGACAAUGACGUGGACUUGAGAGGGGAGCAGCACCCCAUCGCAGGCUUCACAUACCCUCCGUCUCACCACGCUCCCACGCUGUCGCCCUCCAUGCCACUGCAUUACCUCCCCCACGACCCGCUGCACCAAGAACUGCCAUUUGGCGUGCCAUACCCCCACAUGAUGCCCCGGCGGCUGAAUACCCAGCGGUACCGGCUGCAGCAGGCGCUGCCCCCACCGCCACCCCCUCCGCCGCCUCCUCCGUACUAUCCGAGCUUCCUGCCCUAUUUCCUUUCUAUGCUUCCUGUGUCGCCAACGGCUGUGGGACCCACGAUCAGCUUAGACCUGGACGUGGAUGAUGUGGAGAUGGAGAAUUACGAGGCACUGCUGAACUUGGCCGAGCGGCUGGGGGAGGCCAAGCCACGGGGACUCACCAAAGCAGACAUCGAGCACCUCCCGUCCUACCGCUUCAACCCCGAGAGCCACCAGUCCGAGCAGACCCUGUGCGUCGUGUGCUUCAGUGACUUUGAGGCCCGGCAGCUUCUCCGCGUCCUGCCCUGCAACCACGAGUUCCACGCCAAGUGUGUCGACAAAUGGUUAAAGGCAAACCGCACGUGCCCGAUCUGCCGGGCGGACGCGUCGGAGGUGCAGCGGGAGGCGGACUGAGGCUGGCAGGGGCGCUGUGCCGCACAAUUCGCUAGAGGACAAGGACGCCGGGCUGGGGCGGGGGCCGCUGCCCGCUGCUGGGGCCUGACCCUGCGCUUACCCCCCCUCCCCAAAGCCUCUCCUCGGAUGUGGUGAGCAUUGAGCAGUCCGGGCUCCCGGCCAGCCCUCCUCCUCCCCGCCGGGGCACGGACUCGGCCGGACGCCUGCCCGCUGCGCUCCCAGGGCCCCGAAUCGUGUUGUGCUGGAGGUGGGAGGUGCGUGGCCGUGCCCUCUGCGCUCCAAAGACGCUGUUGUUGCUCCAUCACUUUCCAGGUCUUUGUACUCUGCUAGGGAAUUAGUGGUUUUUCCCUUUGUCACUAUUUCUUUUUUUUACGAUAGUUUUUUUUUUCCCCUCCUUGUUUCCUUUUCAUUUCCGGCACGUUUUUGGUUCCUUGGCCGUUUGCCCUAGGGGCGCGCAGGCGGCUCCUCCCCUCGGAGGGGAGGAGAGAGGAGGGAGCGCUGCGGGUUUGAUGCCAGCGGCACCCCACCCCCGGGGACAGCCGGAGGAGGUGGCUGGCGGAGUGCGGCCGAGGUGGGACACCAGCAACCCCGUGGCGUGGCUGGGGCAGAAAGGCAGGAACACAGGAAUGCCUCUGUCCCCGCUCCUGUGCGCAGCCUGACACGGCCUUUCUCCUGCCUCGGCUGCCCUGGGGAGCCCCAGAGGCUGCCUGGGGGCUUUCGCCAGCGGGAGGAUGGUGCUGGCGCAGCCCCGGCCCCUCUCCCUGUUCAUUCCCCUGUGCCUGGCCAGCGCAGCUCCCGGGGCCAGGCCCUGUGGCAUCCCGCAAGGCAGCCAAGCUUGAGGAGGGGACACCACCCCCGUCCCUAGGGCUUUGGGCAUGUGGUGUCCCCGGUGUGCUGCCCGGCCCCCGGCUCCUGCUCGUUUCUCUGUCCCGACGACGUAAAUCAAGGUAGCCCCGUGCCCCGUCCUGCUGGCUGGACGGUGCGGUUUCCCCGGCCGGGGGGCAGCAGCAGCAGCGAGGGGCCGGCUGGGCUGCGGCCCCCGGGGGGGGG
Molecule: messenger RNA, 2709 nt
Organism: Ficedula albicollis (Collared flycatcher)
Lineage: Eukaryota; Metazoa; Chordata; Aves; Passeriformes; Muscicapidae
Gene: RNF44
Product: ring finger protein 44
Exons: 10
Coding region: 331-1659 (442 amino acids)
Source: RefSeq, a predicted model, not a curated record